AUGUCAUCCCAACAGCAAUUCACCACCGCCUCAAGCCCGGAAAUUCGAAUCACCACGGCGACUCACUUCCAUCCAGCAAUGUCCCCGACAUCGUUGAAGUCCAAAGACCUUCAGGAGUCUGACGUGAUGAUUUGCCGUGCACAACGAGUACCUCUCCAAGCCGCUGUCGGAAAAUUAGUGUCCUCGAUUCAGUGUAGAGGCGAAUUCGUGCAUGACCUCCAGAAAGCAAAUGAAAUCUUCACUCUGUACGACACAGAAAAUUGUCAACGGAUGAGUUCGCAUGGCAAAGUAAGAGUGGCGCGCCUUCACAAGGACAAGGGAACUGCUCUCUGGCAAACUCAUUGGACUUUGUUGAACCUGGCAAGUUUGAACCAACAGGCGCCUAAAGCUGGUAUCAACAUUCAGCAACAUUCUCCUGCAAAGUUCAAGUUCUCUAACCUGAGAACCGCGCGCUAUAUUCGUCUCAAGUGCAAAAUCAAGAGCACCGAUGUUAGCUGGCGGGGACUGCUCCACCUUUCACGAAAGCUCAAUGACGAACCCGCUAAUUUCUGAUUUCAGAGUAUAUUCCAGGGUUCCGGGUUCCAGGCAUAUCCUUCCUAUUUCACAGCUGGUUAUCUCCUUCACGACAAGCAAGCAUUACAGUUACUGUACGGUUUUACUCGGAGGCCGUACAAUGCUAGUACUGCGCAUUCGGUAUCAUAGAUCUUGCUGCUUUCUCAUGACAUACAGCCUACCUCUUAGUGUCUUCAAAGUGGGAUGUAUUUGUACACUGCUGCCUGGACCAUCCUUGCUGCAGCGUUACCAACUGAUGCUACCCCCUGCUGAUCAGACAACGGUCCUGGAUACCGUACGCUGGAUGAAUUUGAUGUGCGGGAGGGAAAGC
This is a messenger RNA of Lentinula edodes (shiitake mushroom), 883 nucleotides long. RefSeq lists its product as uncharacterized. The record is from RefSeq and is a predicted model, not a curated record. NCBI's taxonomy places the organism in Eukaryota, Fungi, Basidiomycota, Agaricomycetes, Agaricales, Omphalotaceae. The transcript has 6 exons. The coding region runs from base 1 to 552 and encodes 183 amino acids.